AUGAUAUCCCAGCAGCUACCUCCAGGGAAAUACUGUGUCUCGUUUGCGUAUCGGGAAGCAACUGCAAGCACCGUUAUAGAUCUAAAAACCAUUUCACCACAGUCUACAAAUAAAACUCUCUGGACUGUCAAUGAGCGAGCAAUGCCGGAUUGGAAAAAUGUUUCCGUUCCAGUGAGCAGUAAUGAAACCUUUCAAGUGGCGUUCGUUGUACAUUUUGUUAGAGUAAACCAUGUUGGAAUCGACAAUAUCCAAAUUGCAAAAGCUUGCGAUAAUUUGACGUUACAACAUGGAAACGUGUCUUUACUGAAUCAAACCGCUGCCCAGUUUACCUGUGACGUUGGCUACAAAGCGAAAGGUCACGGAUCGUCUGUAUGCACACAUGGAACCUGGUCAAAUUUACCUUUAUGUGAACCCGUUGAUUGCGGGACCGCGACUGCUGUUGAUCAUGGAAACGUGACCUCACAUUCAAACACAUACCAAUCUACGGCAACAUAUACGUGUAUUUCUGGAUAUAAUCUGAGAGGAAACAAUACAAUACGUUGUAGGAGUAACGGACAGUGGUCUCAAGUAUAUGCAACGUGUCAUCCAGUCGAUUGCCAUGCAGCGCCGACUCUCAAUCAUGGUCACGUGACAUCAAAUGCGACAACGUUUCCGUCUUCAACAACGUACACUUGUGAGCCAGGGUAUAUCCUCAGUGGAAAUAGCACAAUACAGUGCUUGAGUAGCGGACAAUGGUCUUCAAAGCGAGCAUCGUGUAAACCAGUCGAUUGCCAUGCAGCGCCGACUCUCAAUCAAGGUCACGUGACAUCAAAUGCGACAACGUUUCCGUCUUCAACAACGUACACUUGUGAGCCAGGGUAUAUCCUCAGUGGAAAUAGCACAAUACAGUGCUUGAGUAGCGGACAAUGGUCUUCAAAGCGAGCAUCGUGUAAACCAGUCGAUUGCCAUGCAGCGCCGACUCUCAAUCAAGGUCACGUGACAUCAAAUGCGACAACGUUUCCGUCUUCAACAACGUACACUUGUGAUCCAGGGUAUAUCCUCAGUGGAAAUAGCACAAUACAGUGCUUGAGUAGCGGACAAUGGUCUUCAAAGCGAGCAUCUUGUAAACCAGUCGAUUGCCAUGCAGCGCCGACUCUCAAUCAAGGUCACGUGACAUCAAAUGCGACAACGUUUCCGUCUUCAACAACGUACACUUGUGAGCCAGGGUAUAUCCUCAGUGGAAAUAGCACAAUACAGUGCUUGAGUAGCGGACAAUGGUCUUCAAAGCGAGCAUCGUGUAAACCAGUCGAUUGCCAUGCAGCGCCGACUCUCAAUCAAGGUCACGUGACAUCAAAUGCGACAACGUUUCCGUCUUCAACAACGUACACUUGUGAGCCAGGGUAUAUCCUCAGUGGAAAUAGCACAAUACAGUGCUUGAGUAGCGGACAUUGGUCUUCAAUGCGAGCAUCUUGUAAACCAGUCGAUUGCCAUGCAGCGCCGACUCUCAAUCAAGGUCACGUGACAUCAAAUGCGACAACGUUUCCGUCUUCAACAACGUACACUUGUGAGCCAGGGUAUAUCCUCAGUGGAAAUAGCACAAUACAGUGCUUGAGUAGCGGACAAUGGUCUUCAAUGCGAGCAUCUUGUAAACCAGUCGAUUGCCAUGCACCACCGACUCUCAAUCAUGGUCACGUGACAUCAAAUGCGACAACGUUUCCGUCUUCAACAACGUACACUUGUGAGCCAGGGUAUAUCCUCAGUGGAAAUAGCACAAUACAGUGCUUGAGUAGCGGACAAUGGUCUUCAAAGCGAGCAUCGUGUAAACCAGUCGAUUGCCAUGCAGCGCCGACUCUCAAUCAAGGUCACGUGACAUCAAAUGCGACAACGUUUCCGUCUUCAACAACGUACACUUGUGAGCCAGGGUAUAUCCUCAGUGGAAAUAGCACAAUACAGUGCUUGAGUAGCGGACAAUGGUCUUCAAUGCGAGCAUCGUGUAAACCAGUCGAUUGCCAUGCAGCGCCGACUCUCAAUCAAGGUCACGUGUCAUCAAAUGCGACAACGUUUCCAUCUUCAACAACUUACACUUGUGAGCCAGGGAAUAUCCUCAGUGGAAAUAGCACAAUACAGUGCUUGAGUAGCGGACAUUGGUCUCCAUUACGAGCAUCUUGUAAACCAGUCGAUUGCGGAGCAGCCCCUGGUAUUGACAAUGGUAACGUGUCUUCAGUGAAAACCACCUAUUUAUCUGUGGCCAUAUACACGUGUGAGACUGGAUAUAACAUUAGUGGGAACAACACCAUACAGUGUAUGAGAAACGGGAACUGGUCUUCAGUGAUGGCAACCUGCAGCCCGGUCGAUUGCGGAGCAGCCCCUGACAUUGACCAUGGUAACGUGUCUUCUGUUGAAACAACCUAUUUAUUUGUGGCCACAUACACGUGUGAGACUGGAUAUAACAUCCGUGGGGACAACAUCAUACAUUGUAUGAGUAACGGGAACUGGUCUUCAGUGAUGGCAACCUGCAGCCCGGUCGAUUGCAACGCUCCGUCGACAAUUGAGAACGGGAACGUUACCGCGCAGACAACAACCUAUCAUUCUGUCGCCUCCUACACUUGUGACCCCGGAUAUGACAUCAUAGGGAGCAGGACCAUACAGUGUAUGAGUAACGGAAACUGGUCACACACACAGGCAACAUGCAAGCCUGUCGAUUUAUUAAACUCGUAUAAGGUAUUUGUGAUCUCGUACACAGAUUGCGGAGCAGCCCCUGACAUUGACCAUGGUAACGUGUCUUCUGUUGAAACAACCUAUUUAUUUGUGGCCACAUACACGUGUGAGACUGGAUAUAACAUCCGUGGGGACAACAUCAUACAUUGUAUGAGUAACGGGAACUGGUCUUCAGUGAUGGCAACCUGCAGCCCGGUCGGUAAGAUAAAAAAAACCAUCUGUCUUAUGAACGGCUGUAAUUGA
Molecule: messenger RNA, 2940 nt
Organism: Mya arenaria
Lineage: Eukaryota; Metazoa; Mollusca; Bivalvia; Myida; Myidae
Product: sushi, von Willebrand factor type A, EGF and pentraxin domain-containing protein 1-like
Exons: 17
Coding region: 1-2940 (979 amino acids)
Cellular component (GO): membrane
Source: RefSeq, a predicted model, not a curated record